Pararge aegeria (speckled wood butterfly) is the source of this 1166-nucleotide messenger RNA. RefSeq names its product muscle segmentation homeobox-like. Gene Ontology annotation, molecular function: RNA polymerase II transcription regulatory region sequence-specific DNA binding; DNA-binding transcription factor activity, RNA polymerase II-specific. Lineage: Eukaryota; Metazoa; Arthropoda; Insecta; Lepidoptera; Nymphalidae. The record is from RefSeq and is a predicted model, not a curated record. Gene Ontology annotation, biological process: embryonic morphogenesis; regulation of transcription by RNA polymerase II. Gene Ontology annotation, cellular component: nucleus. The transcript is spliced from 3 exons. Bases 66 to 1085 code for a protein of 339 amino acids.
CGUACACGAUCCCCCGAUCGCGACUCAAGUGUCAAACUGUGCUAAAUGGAACUGACCAGCGUUCAAUGUUAAAGAAACAAAGAUACGAGGACAAGGAAGUGAACAUGGCGAUACAGAGUGUUUCGAGGUACCCGAGUAGCCCUGCCGAGGCCACCGAACCGCCUAAAGCACCAAGGAUAAGCUUCAGCGUCGCAUCUAUACUCGCAGAUACCAAGGCGAGCCGAGUGGAUGAGACGGCUGAUAUGAUCCGACACCAUCUCAGUAUACCAGAAUCUCCAUUGAGGCAAUCCCCGGCAGCGCAGCCGGAGUUGCCCGGUGGAAAGGCGCAUUCACCGAGGCCGUCGUCGCAAACACCUCCAUUGAAUCUAAAUGCUUCUGCGACGGUUACCUCUUCGGAAGACGAAUACGAAGAUUCCGUUAACCAAGAAGAUUCUAUAGUCGAUGUGGAAGAUUUACAGAAUGGAGUACAGAGUGAUGAGGACGACAGAAUGUCGACGCCCAAUGAUAAGGAGAGAUUGGGGCCGAUAAGGCCGACACCGUUCAGCGCUUUGGCGGCAGCGGCGGCGGCUUACCACGGUCUGAGCUGGCCUGGUGCUCCAUCAGUCGUUCCUUCAUUUGGACCCCUUUUCCAGGCACAUUUUCCCGUUGGACACAUUACAGAUGCCAACGGCGAGCCACCGAAACUCAAAUGCCAUCUCCGCAAACACAAGCCAAACAGAAAACCCCGCACCCCCUUCACGGCGCAACAGCUCCGUGCUCUCGAGAGCAAGUUCGUCGACAAGCAGUACCUGAGUAUCGCUGAGAGGGCAGAGUUUUCGUCUUCUCUUGGACUAUCUGAGACUCAGGUCAAAAUCUGGUUCCAGAACCGACGCGCAAAGGCGAAAAGGGUUCAAGAAGCGGAGAUAGAGAAGCUCAAGAUGGCGCAGUUUACCCGCCAUCCCCACCACAUGUAUCCCCAUCCGCUGCAGCAAUACUUCCCCCACCCCUUGAUGGGGCGACCCUUACCGAUGAUGCCACCGCAUCUCAUGCAAUCAUCUGUACAGAACUCACCCUCACCCAAUACACAGCCUAAUGGGCAACAGUAAGAUAAAAUAAUAACUAUACCCAGCUUUUACCGCUAAGAUGUUUCACAAAAGAAUCUCCAUCAUAGAACUGAUAGAAAUAGC